Molecule: messenger RNA, 2653 nt
Organism: Trichomycterus rosablanca
Lineage: Eukaryota; Metazoa; Chordata; Actinopteri; Siluriformes; Trichomycteridae
Product: inositol-3-phosphate synthase 1-A-like
Exons: 11
Coding region: 133-1782 (549 amino acids)
Biological process (GO): phospholipid biosynthetic process; inositol biosynthetic process
Cellular component (GO): cytoplasm
Molecular function (GO): inositol-3-phosphate synthase activity
Source: RefSeq, a predicted model, not a curated record
UCAGUGGGACGGGCUCGCGGAAGGUAUAAAUACAGGAUCAACGCCAGUAACGGUCACUUCAUAGCUCUGCUUCUGUUGUUGCAUGUGGUGCUAUCGGUGCAAGCUUCUGUAUUUCCAGAAAACUCCUCAAUAAUGUCCGAGAAGAUUCGAAUCAACAGCCCGAAUGUGCGCUACACGGAGCAGUAUAUAGAGUCCCAGUACACGUACCAAACCUCCUCCGUGUCCCAUGAUGGAGAGACAUACACGGUAACACCACACAGUACUAUGUUCACUUUCCGUACAGAGCGACAUGUGCCCAAACUGGGUGUGAUGCUGGUGGGCUGGGGAGGAAACAACGGCUCCACAGUCACUGCCGCUGUGCUGGCCAAUAAGCUCGGUCUCACCUGGGCAACCAAGAAUGGCAUCAAGAGAGCUAAUUACUUUGGCUCAUUUCUUGAGGCUUCUACGGUGUCUCUGGGCUCAGGACCAAAAGGAGAGAUCUUUGUGCCUUUCAGAGACCUGUUGCCCAUGGUGCAUCCAAAUGAUAUUGUAUUUGAUGGCUGGGACAUUUCCUCAAUGGACCUCGGCCGUGCCAUGGAGCGUGCUCAGGUUUUGGACUGGAACCUUCAGGAGAAACUGCGGCCCCACAUGAGCCAGCUCCAACCCAGGCCAUCAAUUUACCUUCCAGACUUUAUUGCUGCAAACCAGGAGCACAGAGCUGACAACAUCCUCACUGGCACCAAGGCUGAGCAGAUGGAACAGGUUCGGAAAGAUAUCCAGGACUUUAAGAAGAAGAGUGGUGUACAUAAAGUCAUUGUGCUGUGGACGGCAAACACCGAAAGAUUAUGUGAUGUUUUGCCUGGUGUCAAUGACACUGCCAAAAACCUUCUUGCUACCAUCCAGAAUGAAGGAGAGGUUUCACCAUCCACUCUGUUUGCAGUGGCUAGUAUUCUAGAGGGCUGUGCCUACAUAAACGGCUCCCCUCAGAACACCUUCGUACCUGGAGUUGUAGAACUGGCAGUUCAGCAAGGGGUCUUCAUUGGAGGAGAUGACUUUAAAUCAGGCCAGACCAAACUGAAAUCUGUUCUUGUGGAUUUCCUAGUCAGUGCAGGCAUUAAGCCGACCUCCAUUGUGAGCUACAAUCAUUUAGGCAACAACGACGGCAUGAACCUGUCUGCCCCACAGCAGUUCCGCUCGAAGGAGAUCUCAAAAAGCAAUGUAGUAGAUGACAUGGUGGAGUCCAAUCCAGUUCUCUACCAGCCUGGAGAGAAACCUGACCACUGUGUGGUUAUUAAGUACGUUCCUUAUGUGGGAGACAGCAAGCGAGCCAUGGAUGAGUACACGUCAGAGAUAAUGAUGGGAGGCACCAACACCAUUGCUCUGCACAACACAUGUGAGGACUCCUUGCUGGCUAGCCCCAUCAUCCUGGACCUGGUCAUCCUGACUGAGCUGUGUCAGAGAAUUACAUUUUGCACACAGCAGGAUUUGUCCUUCCAGUCCUUCCACAGUGUCCUGUCCCUGCUCAGCUUUCUCUGCAAGGCCCCUUUGGUACCACCUGGUGCACCGGUGGUCAACUCCUUCUUCAGACAGCGGUCCUGCAUCGAAAACGUUAUGAGGGCCUGUCUCGGUCUCCCACCUCAGAACCACAUGCAGCUGGAACACAAGAUGCAGAGACAGUUUGUGCCGUGCUAUGAGAAGAAGCUCAGUAACACUGCAGCUGCAAAGGAAAGUGAGACUAAUACCAAUAGUUACAACAGCAUUAAGUGUAACCAAAUAAGUAACCAGAAACAUGUGGAACGAUAAAAAAAAAAAUCUUUCAGUGACUAAAUGGGCCUUUAAUGAGGUUCCUCUCAAGGUUUCUUCCUCAUAGGGAGUUUGCCACGGUCACCCUGGACUUGCUCAUUGUAUGUGAUGUAGUACACAAAAUAAUUUUAAUGUAAUGUUCUUAAUCAAAAUACCAAGUAUCAAAGAAUGACCCUACACAUAAACCUCUGAAAGCCUUACAAAUAUCCACUCCAUUUUAUAUAAAAUUUAAAGAAAACAAAGUCUUUUGUUUUGUUUUGUUUGUAUUUUGACGUUAGAACAAAAUUAUGUAUUUGUGAGCAUACAACAGAUUUAGACUUUAGCACUGAUGUUUAAAUAACAUUCAUCAUUUAACUAAUUUAAAUUACCAUUUGUAGUUUGUUGCAAAGCUGACAUUAACAUCAAUUAAUUUAAUUUCUUUUCAUCAGAUCAGAUUUAAUUUCACAUUAUUACAAGAGUCCCUCUGGUAAACAACAUUAGGGAAUUAUCCUGGUCAUGCAAUAAGUGUUGUUUAAGAACCCACUUCUAUGCUGGCUUCAUGUUUAGGCUGCUUUUGUUGUUGAUAAAAAAAUUUUCACCUUUAAUUUAAAGGUCAAGUUCUCAAUACAGCACACAAACUGUUAAGAGAAGCAGCCCCAUAUUAUGUUGCUCCUAUUUUGUGCUAUGAGUAUGGUGUACUUGGAAUCAUGAGGGCAAUCGUUUUUUUAACGUUAAAACAUUCUCAGAUGGUACAAAUUGCUACUAAAUGUAGAAAUGGAUCACCCAAGUAGUGUACAUCGUCUCUCCAGCUGUCAGUAACUUGCCCUUACAACGUUAAAGGUGUAGCUUGACACAUUAUUAAGCAAUAAAAAAAACUUUCAUUAAGGAAAAA